Molecule: messenger RNA, 863 nt
Organism: Volvox carteri f. nagariensis
Lineage: Eukaryota; Viridiplantae; Chlorophyta; Chlorophyceae; Chlamydomonadales; Volvocaceae
Exons: 4
Coding region: 95-670 (191 amino acids)
Biological process (GO): protein insertion into mitochondrial inner membrane
Cellular component (GO): TIM22 mitochondrial import inner membrane insertion complex
Molecular function (GO): transmembrane protein transporter activity
Source: RefSeq, a predicted model, not a curated record
AAGAAAUUGGCUAUCGAUCGCAAUCAACGGGUUCUAUUGCUAGAGUUUUUUCACCCGACGUGGUCUCCUAGGGUUAGCAGACAAUCGUGUAAAGAUGUCAAGCGCAGAUGAAGAACGUGUGGCUUCAUCUGCAAGCGCGUCGACGUCCGAAAGCGGCGUCCAGAACCCCUCUGCUGCAGCAACCAGCCCAACGAAAAAGAAAAAGGAGUGGCAUCCCAUUACAAUGCCAACGCAACAGGAGCUUGCAGCCCAGGAAUUUAUGAACAAUUGCUUGGUAAAAUCGGCCAUUUCGGGAGCGAUGGGUGGCCUCGCUGGCUUCGCUUUCGGGCUUUUCUCCGCCUCCAUGGAGAAUGCACACGGGGGUCUAGACACGGUGCCAGAACUCGGCCCCGAAAAGACAACCCGGGUCAUACUGCGAGAGAUGUUCCAAAACAUGAAAACCAAGAGCGUGUCUUACGCGAAGGGCUUUGCGCUUAUGGGCGCGCUGUAUUCUUUCAACGAAUGCGUGAUUGAGAAGUGGCGCGCCAAGCACGACAAGGCUAACCCGGCGUUGGCAGGCUGCGUGACGGGAGCGAUGAUGGCGCAUAGCGCGGGGCCCACGGCCAUGUGCUGGGGCUGUGCCUCUUUUGCGGCCUUCUCCACAGCCAUUGAAUACUGGAUGGAGUCCUAGAGGCCAUGUGUACGUACAUACCUCGGCCUAGGGUAGAGGAGGGAGGCUGGCGGACCCGCCGGAUGGAGAGUAUCUGAUGGCGCAUCCGCCUCCCCCCGGAGGAAACGGCGUUGUGCUGUGAUGUGCGGGAUGCUGCAUCAGCUGGGAGGACUGCUGAUGUGCGCCGUGUGGACUCGUUUUUCAGUUUCCUGCU